AGUUGAACUAAAACCAAUUAAAAGAAAAUGAAUUUAAAGAUAUUUUUGUUGGCUUUUAUUCUCAGCAUUUUAUUGAUUGAGGCAACGCCAAGUAGAGGACGACGAAGUGAAUCCAAUAAACGCAGACAAAGACAUCAAAAACACAAAUGCCACGAAGUCACAACUCCAAAACCUACUACAACGACACCCAUUCCAACAACGACAACUUUGGCUCCUAAUACAUCAGUUUGUAGUCACAUCUAUAGGAUAAACACUUCUUCUGGUGCAUACUUAAAAACCAUAUGUCACGUAAAAGAAAGUUUCAAUACCGCUCAAGCUUUAAAUUACUGCCAGAACAACGCAAUGACUUUGAUGAAAAUGACAGACUACGAUACAUUUAGUCAAUAUCAAGUUUUUAUUGCUGAAGCAUAUGGUGUAAACUCUCAUUCAUCUUUUAUCCUUAAUGGAUAUCGAAACACCACAGGAAACUGGUUCUUAUACUCAGAUCCAUCGACUCCAGUUUACAAUGGAUUAGUUUGGGAUACCGACAGUGUAGCCAAUAUACCUCUUCCACAGUGUUCUCUUUUUACACAAUUUCCAGGUGGAUAUUUCGUAGCUAUUGCUUACGACUGUGCUCAAAUAUCACAUUUCAAUUGUGAAUUUAUCUAAAAAUUCUCAAAGUUUAUAAUGUCAUUUGGAUAUUUCAAUACAUGCAAUAAAUAAUUACUAAUAUUGUCAUUCAAUAAUCAAUUUGUAA
Molecule: messenger RNA, 736 nt
Organism: Chironomus riparius
Lineage: Eukaryota; Metazoa; Arthropoda; Insecta; Diptera; Chironomidae
Source: the annotation of a GenBank genome assembly